Eimeria mitis is the source of this 1005-nucleotide messenger RNA. RefSeq names its product DNA repair protein rad10 domain-containing protein, putative. Bases 1 to 1005 code for a protein of 334 amino acids. The transcript is spliced from 4 exons. Gene Ontology annotation, cellular component: nucleus; ERCC4-ERCC1 complex; nucleotide-excision repair factor 1 complex. The record is from RefSeq and is a predicted model, not a curated record. NCBI's taxonomy places the organism in Eukaryota, Apicomplexa, Conoidasida, Eucoccidiorida, Eimeriidae. Gene Ontology annotation, biological process: nucleotide-excision repair; mitotic recombination; meiotic mismatch repair. Gene Ontology annotation, molecular function: single-stranded DNA binding; damaged DNA binding.
AUGCAUAGACAGGAGCCAGUAGAUGCAAGUAAUCUAGCAGCGGAUGCAUGCGCUCCACAGCAGCAGCAUGAACGUCUGCAGCAGCAGCAGCCGCAGGGGCAUGCGCAGCAGCAGCAACCGCCGCAGCAGCAACAACAACAAGAACAGCAACAGCAACAACAGCAGCAGAAGCAACAGCAGCAGCAACAGCAGCAAGUAGCUCAGGCGCGCCCCCCGGCUCUGGCCUUCACACACCCGAAGGCGGGCUCGAUGGUCAUAGCUUCCUUGCGGCAGCAGGCGAACCCAAUCAUUAAGUUUUUCUCUUCUGUUCCUUUCUGUUUCGCGCCCAUCGCCCCCGACUUUCUUGUUGGGGUUGGCUCCUGUGUUGUCUUUCUUAGUUUAAAGUAUCACCGCCUGCACCCUAAGCAGCUGCUGCAGCGGCUGCUGCCGCUGCAGCGGCGGCGGGAGCUAAGCAGACGUUUUCUUCUGCUUCUGAACGACGUUGAGGGAGCGCAUGCAUCUCUUGCUCAAGUGAUCUUGCAUGCGUUCCACUACGGCUUUAUUCUCCUUGUUGCUGCAUCACCAGCAGAAGCAGCAGAGCUGCUGCAGCAGCUGAAGGCAUCUGAAAAUCGCGCCUCGGAUGCCUUGCAGCCCGCACUGGACGACAGACAUGCCCCCCGUUGUGCUGAGGUGCUGCGGGUCUUACCGUCAGUGAACCGCGCAGAUUUCGUUUCUUUAGCGAAGGAAUUCAGAUGCAUGCGAAAUAUAUUCAAGGCGCGGCAGCAGCAGCUGCAGCAGUGCCCCGGCAUAGGGCCCAAGAAGGUGCGAGUGCUGCUGGCUGCCUUCGAAGAGCCUUUCUUCCCUGACACAGACGAUAGGUUCACUGCUGCUGCUGCCAGCCGCAGCAUCGCAGCAGCAGCAGCAGCAGCAACAGAGGCAGCAGCAAUAAAGGACAGCGGCGAAACAGACACUGCUCAAGCCAACACAAAACAGCCAACGGCAGCGCUAAAAGCAAUCACAGGCUGA